Cokeromyces recurvatus is the source of this 426-nucleotide messenger RNA. RefSeq names its product DNA directed RNA polymerase. The coding region runs from base 20 to 196 and encodes 58 amino acids. The transcript has 3 exons. Gene Ontology annotation, cellular component: RNA polymerase III complex; RNA polymerase II, core complex; RNA polymerase I complex. Gene Ontology annotation, biological process: DNA-templated transcription. Gene Ontology annotation, molecular function: DNA binding; DNA-directed RNA polymerase activity; zinc ion binding. NCBI's taxonomy places the organism in Eukaryota, Fungi, Mucoromycota, Mucoromycetes, Mucorales, Mucoraceae. The record is from RefSeq and is a predicted model, not a curated record.
AUUUCCUAAACUUUUUGUAAUGGAAGGUUAUCAAGGCACUUCUAUUCGUCAACCAGUCGCCAUGACUUAUUUAUGUGCUGAUUGUGGCGCAGAAAAUCAAUUAAAACCUAGAGAGCCUAUUCGUUGUCAAGAUUGUGGUCAUAGAAUCAUGUAUAAAAAGAGAACCAAAAGAAUGGUGCAAUUUGAAGCUCGUUAAGCUAUGUAAAUAUUUUGUUGGUCGGUCUAUGUAAAUGAAGAGUUUAUGAAGAAAUAAUAAAAGUAUAAUAGAUUAAUAAUAAUUUGAUUCGUCAAGUAUUUUACAUAGAUGCCAAUUAUUCUUUGUGUUUUAUUUUAUUUUAUUUUUCAUCACUGCUGUGUAUUCCUUAAAGGCAGUAAUCUUUCUCAUUAUCCGAAAGACAAUUCUUUAAUCAUGAACAAGCAAUUAAA